AUGCAAGCUCGCAUACAGGCGAAUCAGAGCUGCUUUGAGAGGAGGACAUUUACAUCCCUUCCUCCUGAAAAUCAUGCAAUGGAGUUGAUAAGGCCAGUCAUUGAGGAGGUUCAGCUUCACGGGGUGUUCCUUACGACGGGAGAUGUCCUGAAACAACUCAUCGAACAGUACCGUGCCGGCGUGGACGAGUGUUCCAAUGAUCCAAGUCGAUGGGCUACGCUUUGUUCGUUCCUGGCUAUGUCUGCACAUCACAGGACAGCCAGUGGGUCCGUCGUUGGAAUGUCCUCAAUAGCAUGGGCAUUCUUCAAGAACGCGUUUGCGAUGUACGUCGAGCUCGCAAUUGUUCAAAGGCCUCAGAUCUCCACCUGCGAGACGUUGCUCGCAAUGGCUAUGUUCAUGCUGCGCACUGCUGAUGCCUGCGUCGCUGCACGGCUGACAGCUACUGUCGUCCAGUCGGUGUACAUGCUUAGUCUGCACAAGUAUGACCAUUAUAUCGAUCUGGAGCCCAAUCUAGCAGAAAGACAAAAAACGAUCUUCUGGGUAACAUAUGUUGUUAAUGCUGAUCUAGCACACAGGUAUGGUACACCCUCAUCGCUAGACGUAGAUGAUUUCGACAUUGCAUUUCCUGGACACGUAUAUCAUCAUGAUUCAGACCAUGUGGAUCACAUAGAAGAUCUCAUACAGACUGAGCAGACCAUUUAUCUCCGACGACGAGUUGUCCUUGCUGUGACGCAGUUGCGGAUUCACAAACUACUUCAACAAGCGCUCUCCAGGAAUGCCCAGCGGAAGCUUUCUGAUAUUGAAGAUGCCAUUACAGCAAUUGACAAAGAACUUCAAGCAUGGAAAAACUCUUUACCGAUCAGUAUCCAGCCAGGCUUUCGAUCACACGAAUCGCCGCUCCUCGAAAUGCCUAUCGCUAUGCUACAUUACAUCUAUUUUAACUGUAUAAGCAAAGUCAGCAUGGUAGUAGUACUGUUAGCCCGUCCGGUGGUAUCUAAUCCCUUUUCCGACGAACAACCAGCUGCUGAAUUGAAUACAUGUCCUUCCAGUAGUCAGCUAGCUAGAGCCGCCUGUGUGAUAGCAGCCCGGGAGAUACUUCGCGUACAGCUCCGCUUGCAAUGGCAGCCAUUGACACAUCUCUGGUAUGUGCAAACACUAUGCUUCCCACUCUCCGCAGUUCUGAGCUUAUUAUCAGAAGUACUUGCACAUCCAGCGUCAGUUCAAGCGCGGUAUGAUGCUCAGCUCAUUCACGACUUCGUCCAAUAUCUUGAGCGGCUCCACAAUGAAGGAAGUGAUGUGCGUGAUCUACUUGAUGGCUGUAAGAUUUUCUAUAGUAUUGCAACGAGAGCCGGCGAACAGACAAAUACCUUCGAACAAACAGCAGAACUGACUAGCUUCAAGAUUCAAUUACUACGAUCGAGAUUUGCGCAAGUCACAGACUGGUUGCAGCUCGCGCAGGGACUGCUAAGCAACAUGCCCGCACCCCACAAUCAGGCACGCGAAAUCUUUUCGGAUAUUCUUGGACCCGCUACAUCGGAUGAGACGUACGGAGCUUUUGUCCCAGCGUUUAUGAAGUCGUCCACACACAACUUCUCAUUCGGCGUUUGA
Messenger RNA from Alternaria alternata, 1608 nucleotides. RefSeq lists its product as hypothetical. The transcript is spliced from 3 exons. Bases 1 to 1608 code for a protein of 535 amino acids. Gene Ontology annotation, molecular function: DNA binding; zinc ion binding. Lineage: Eukaryota; Fungi; Ascomycota; Dothideomycetes; Pleosporales; Pleosporaceae. The record is from RefSeq and is a predicted model, not a curated record. Gene Ontology annotation, biological process: DNA-templated transcription.